AUACCAAAAGAAGAAAAUUCCAUUAUCUUUCGUCUUCUCAGAGGGAUUCUGCUUCUCUUUCACCGUCGCCGGUGGAGUCUCCGUCGGGGCACACACCAUCGCGCUUCCCAUGUGUUGACUUUGGUCAACGAUGCUGAUGAAGUCUCUCUCACUUCAUUCCCAUGCCUUCCCAAUCCAAAGUGUUUCUGCAAGUGAAAUUGGUACAAACCCGAGAUGGGUACCCUUCAAGUCCUCAAAUUUGAGCAGGUUUUUGUGUCUGAGCACCCAAAACGGUGGCUUUAGAGGCAACUCUGGUGAGGUUGGUCGUGGAGAUGGAGUCAUAAUUGUGGAUCAUGGGUCACGUCGUAAAGAGUCCAAUCUCAUGCUUAAUGAAUUUGUGGAAAUGUUUAAGAAUAAAACCGGGUACGAGAUUGUGGAGCCUGCUCAUAUGGAAUUAGCAGAACCAUCAAUAAGAGACGCUUUCCAAUCUUGCGUUCAACAAGGUGCAAACCGCAUUAUUGUCAGUCCCUUUUUUCUUUCUCCUGGAAGGCAUUGGAGUCAGGAUAUUCCAUCUUUGAGUGCAGAGGCAGCAAAGGAGCACCCUGGUGUGUCAUAUAUUGUAACUGCACCCCUUGGACUGCAUGAGCUUCUUGUGGAUGUCGUGAAUGAUAGGAUCAAUCAUUGCGUAAAGCAUGUAGCUGGAGAUGCUGACGAGUGUUCAGUUUGUGCUGGGACUGGAAAAUGCAGGCUCUACUAAUUUGUGAAACUAAAUUGAUUUGAUUGCUGUUUCUACAAAGGUAGAUGAGGUUGAAAGUCAAGAGAAUCUGUAAAUUCAGUUGGAAAUGUAGUGAAACAUUGAGUUGAAGUAGUAGAUUUGGAGUGUCCAAUGUAGCCAAUGACACAUGAAAUUGAUUGUUCAAUGAGUGCUCAUGCAUCUUCUCGUCUGUGAGCAUUAUGUUCUUAUCCACUAUACAAUGCAUCCCUAAUGUGUGGUCAAGUUGAAUUUGUUUAUUGAAAUGGUUU
Abrus precatorius (Indian licorice) is the source of this 1002-nucleotide messenger RNA. Its product is annotated as sirohydrochlorin ferrochelatase, chloroplastic. The record is from RefSeq and is a predicted model, not a curated record. Gene Ontology annotation, molecular function: lyase activity. Bases 131 to 736 code for a protein of 201 amino acids. The transcript has 6 exons. Lineage: Eukaryota; Viridiplantae; Streptophyta; Magnoliopsida; Fabales; Fabaceae.